Messenger RNA from Penicillium antarcticum, 747 nucleotides. Its product is annotated as presequence translocated-associated motor subunit PAM17. NCBI's taxonomy places the organism in Eukaryota, Fungi, Ascomycota, Eurotiomycetes, Eurotiales, Aspergillaceae. Gene Ontology annotation, biological process: protein import into mitochondrial matrix. The record is from RefSeq and is a predicted model, not a curated record. Bases 1 to 747 code for a protein of 248 amino acids. The transcript has 2 exons. Gene Ontology annotation, cellular component: PAM complex, Tim23 associated import motor.
AUGAACCCAACUCCCAUCGGCAUGUCGGUCCGUACAGCAAUGACCCUCAGCCGCCUGAACCCCAGCGCACCCUCGCUGGCCGGCGCCCUCCGCUCCCUCAACCAACGCACCGGCACAACCUCCAAGCAGCUCACACGCCUCAGCUCGACAACAGCUCGCCCAGCCACAGCGGCCCCCAUGAUCCUGGACACCCGCCCACAGACCCAGGCCGUUCCCACUGGGCCCAUUGGCCUGCGCGCACAGUCGACUGCUGCCGCUAACGACAACGCUACCGGCAACGAGGAAGUCAAGCUCGACUGGAACUCCUUCUUCAAGCUUCGCGCUUCUCGUCGCCGCUAUUCUCUUGCUUCGUCUGUUGCUUCCGCAGCUGUCUCUACUACGGCUGGUGUGCAGAUUCUUUCGUCUCAGGAUCUGGAGUCCCUUGGCGCGCAGGUUAUGGGUCUUGACCCGUUCGUUGUUCUUGGUUUGGCUACUGCUGGAUGUGGUGCUAUCGGUUGGUUGCUUGGGCCUAUGGUUGGCAAUGGUCUCUGGGGAUUGGUAUACAGGAAAUACAAGCCUUCUGUUGCGACGAAAGAGAAAGAGUUCUUCGAUCGCAUUCGUCGGUUCCGUGUUGAUCCCUCGACCAACUCGAUUGCCAACCCUGUUCCCGAUUACUACGGAGAGAAGAUUGGCAGCGUGCAGGGAUAUCGCCAGUGGUUGAAGGACCAGCGGGCUUACAACCGCAAGCGCCGUAACUUCAUUGCUUGA